AUGGAAUCGCACGAGUCAUUGCCAUAUAUCGAUCCAGAUCCGUCGCAAGCACAACGCGAAGCAGCCAACCUCUUGAUACAAUCUCACCUCCCUCGAGAUCACUCAGCUACCAUCCACCCUUCUGUUGUUGACACUACUUCUGCUGGGCCUCGUGCUUUCAUACAGCAAGAGGUUGAUCGAGCUGGUGCCGGCCGUCUUAUGUCUGGAGGAAUCGAUUUGUCUCGCUACGAAUCCUUCGAUGAUGUAUCCGCUGAUGGCCCUCUUGAGGAUACGAGGUCUGCGCUGAAGACAGCUUACGCGAACGUUUCGUAUCUGCGAGGCCGUCUGUCGAAUAUUACCCUUCUUGAAGAGUACGGGAAGAACGCUUGGCUCAUCGGCAAUUCACAACUCGAAGAUAUUCUGAAGCAACUUGAGGAAGAGCUAAGGACGACCAAAGAGCUGUCUGAGAACACCAACCGUAUUCGGAAAACUGCUCAGGAAGAUUCAAAAGGAGAACUUUUGGCACUAGAGGAGACAUGGAAGCAGGGCAUCAGCAGAAUUGUGGAAACCCAAAUCGCUAUCACUGCUCUGGAGGUUGAGCUUUCUACUGCAAAAUUAUCGUCUAUAACAGCAACAACAUGA
This is a messenger RNA of Lithohypha guttulata, 621 nucleotides long. RefSeq lists its product as uncharacterized. Gene Ontology annotation, biological process: mRNA processing. The record is from RefSeq and is a predicted model, not a curated record. The transcript is spliced from 2 exons. Lineage: Eukaryota; Fungi; Ascomycota; Eurotiomycetes; Chaetothyriales; Trichomeriaceae. The coding region runs from base 1 to 621 and encodes 206 amino acids. Gene Ontology annotation, cellular component: precatalytic spliceosome; Prp19 complex; catalytic step 2 spliceosome.